CAUAAUUGAAGAGGACGAACAAAAAAAAAAAAAAAGUGGAUUCUAAAAUUGAAAAUUGAAUGAAGCAACGAACGAUUCGAAUCUGUGUGUUUCGCGUUUGAUUGAUCCGGUGGAAGGAGGCGAUGACGUCGCCUGGAUCGAAGAAAGUUGUUACCGGCGAAGGAUCGGAGAAGAAUGUUUCCGGGAACCUCGGAAGAGUUAGUUUCACCGGAGAUGUUAAUGAUAGUGGAAGUAGUAGUCGUAGCAGCGGCGGCGGAGAAGGAGGAGGAGGAACCUUUGAGUGUUUUGGAUGGGUGUAUCAUUUGGGUGUGAAUAAGAUCGGUCAUGAGUACUGUAAUCUCCGUUUCCUUUUCAUUAGAGGCAAAUACGUUGAGAUGUAUAAAAGAGAUCCUCACGAGAACCCUGACAUUAAACCUAUAAGGCGUGGUGUUAUAGGGCCGACAAUGAUGGUUGAAGAGCUAGGACGUCGAAAAGUUAAUCAGGGGGAUGUGUACGUGAUAAGGUUCUAUAACCGGUUGGACGAGUCUAAAAAAGGAGAAAUUGCUUGUGCUACUGCUGGAGAAGCCUUGAAAUGGGUGGAGGCUUUUGAGGAAGCAAAACAGCAGGCGGAAUAUGCACUAUCGAGAGGCGGAAGCACAAGAACGAAGUUAAGCGUGGAGGCCAACAUCGAUCUGGAAGGACAUCGACCUAGAGUAAGGCGUUAUGCUUAUGGGUUAAAAAAGCUUAUCCGAAUUGGGCAAGGUCCAGAGACUCUUUUGAGGCAAUCCUCUACCUUGGUUAAUGAGGUCAGAGGUGAUGGUUUCUACGAGGGUGGUGACAAUGGAGAUGCAAUCGAGGCACAUAUGUGGAAAUGUGUACGUACAAUCAAUGGUGUUAGGAUUUUUGAAGAUGUGGCUAACUUCAAGGCUGGUCGAGGAGUUCUUGUGAAAGCAGUUGCUGUAGUUGAAGCUAGUGCAGAUUCUGUGUUCGAAGUGCUUUUGAAUAUUGACAAACAACAAAGAUACGAGUGGGAUGCAGUAACAGGUGAUUCAGAAAAGAUAGACUCAUACGAGGGCCACUAUGAUGUUAUUUACUGUGUAUACGAUCCUAAAUAUCUUUCACGUAUCUUCUGCAGAUGGCAAUCGAAGAGAGACUUUAUCUUCUCUAGACAGUGGGUUCGUGGGCAAGACGGAACAUAUACAAUCUUACAAUUUCCAGCAGUACAUAAGAAACGGCCUCCAAAGUCUGGAUAUCGACGAACAGAUAUUACACCAUCCACUUGGGAAAUCAGAAGCUUAAAAAAGCGCAGCGAUGCAGAGACUGCAAGUUGUCUUGUCACACAUAUGCUAGAAAUCCACUCUAAACGUUGGUGCAAAUGGAAGAGAACUAGCUACUCAAAGUUUGAAAAGACUAUUCCAUAUGCAUUACUUCUCCAAGUAGCAGGUCUGAAGGAGUACAUUGGAGCAAACCCAGCCUUCAAGUAUGAAACUUCUGCAACGGUUAUAGAGUCCAAGUUACCAGAUGUCUCCAAUGGUGAAUAUGUAGAUGAGGAAAUGGAGGAGCAGUUUUAUGAUGCCACAGACUCAUCAUCUGAUGAAGAGGAAAGCGAUGAAGAUGAUGACGAGCAGGACAAUAAGGAGAUAAAAGUAAAACUGAAGAAUGUUUCAUGGGCAAUUGCUAGUUUAUCUUUGAAGCGGCCUAAAGCUCCAGGCGCAAGUAAUGUAUUAGACGCUAGUGUUGGUCCUGUGACUAUCGACCCAAGUCAGUUCCAAGGAUCCCUGCGCAAAGGAAAUGGUGAUAAGGACUCAAAUUGCUGGAACUCUCCUAGUGGCAUGGGGUUUAUGAUUAGGGGAAAGACCUACCUAAAAGAUAAUGCAAAGGUGAUGGGCGGGGAGCCCCUUCUGACACUUGUAUCCGUGGACUGGUUUAAAGUUGAUAAAGCUGUAGACAACAUCGCCCUGCAUCCGAAAUGUCUUGUCCAGUCAGACGCUGGGAAAAAGCUGCCAUUCAUUCUAGUCAUCAAUCUUCAGGUACCAGCAAAGCCUAACUAUUGUCUGGUACUCUACUAUGCUGCGGAUCGACCUGUAAACAAGUCUUCAUCCCUGGGAAAAUUUGUGGACGGGAGUGACAGUUACCGUGACGCAAGAUUUAAGCUAAUUCCAAGUAUUGUUCAGGGAUAUUGGAUGGUCAAGCGUGCUGUUGGAACAAAAGCCUGCUUGCUCGGUAAAGCUGUAACCUGCAAGUACCUGAGGCAGGAUAAUUUUUUGGAGAUUGAUGUAGAUAUUGGAUCAUCGGCUGUCGCGAGGAGCGUUAUUGGUCUGGUCCUUGGUUAUGUCACAAGCCUCAUUGUUGAUCUUGCCAUCUUGAUCGAGGGAAAGGAGGAAACCGAUCUGCCAGAGUAUAUCCUUGGGACAGUUCGACUUAACCGAAUAGAGCUGGACUCAGCCGUAUCAUUGGAGGGUUGAAAUAUGAUCGAGGAAUAAAGAUUUGUUGGAUUGCGACAAUCACAUUGCCUUUCUUAAACUCAUUGAUUCAAUUACUGCAGGUAUGAGAACAGACAAUGCCAACUAAAAACAUAUGUCUUGUCAUGGAUUGCGACUUGUUUAAAUCGAGACAAAAAGAGAUCAAUAAUGAAAGAUUGAACUUCAAAAAAGUUCUUCUUUUCUUUCA
This is a messenger RNA of Capsella rubella, 2649 nucleotides long. RefSeq names its product protein ENHANCED DISEASE RESISTANCE 2. Bases 123 to 2444 code for a protein of 773 amino acids. The transcript has 22 exons. The record is from RefSeq and is a predicted model, not a curated record. Gene Ontology annotation, molecular function: lipid binding. Lineage: Eukaryota; Viridiplantae; Streptophyta; Magnoliopsida; Brassicales; Brassicaceae.